CUCCUUUUCUUUGCUGAUGUUGUGCCUGUUACCCAUUUACGGAGGGCAACACCCAGCAGCAGUGAUAAGACCACCCCAGCUCCGCUGUCCGCCUACUACUUAUGCGUCAGAAUCACCAACCGGAAUUACACUGAGUCACUCAAUAAUCAAAACUCUAAGGAGUACAAACAGCUGAGGAAACAGGUGGAGCAGAUGGUAAGAGUCUGUGGGUUUUUACUGCUCAAGUCAGUCCAUAGAUCUUCAACUCAUCACUCAGUCUAUACUCCCAAAAUAACUAUUUGCCCUGGAGAUACUUAAUAGAGCGGGCGCACAUUCAACAAAUAUGAUCUAACAAAGUGGAUAUUCGUCAAAUACGUCAUGAUUGAUGUAUUGUAACAGGCCCACAAUGUGGUUACUAAAGUCUGAUUUUGAUACAUUUGGCUGUUUUCGCUGCAUAACAUUUAGAAGUAGUCACAUUCAGGCUUAGAAGAAGUGACUGCUACAGUAAGUGCUAACUCCCGUUCGUAUAAACCGGUAGCAUAGCUAGCAUACAAUCGGUGGUGGUAGUCAAAGUAAUGUAAUGCAGUUGAUUGGUGAUGAUGACAUGAAAAUGUAUUGGGGUUGACAUCUAUACAAGCAUAAUACACACAUAAACAAUAGCCUAUAUGUAGGCACAUUUUGCUGGUGAGCUUCAGGAUCUUUCCACCACAGCAUCUUUCCCCAACACAUUUCCAUGUCAAGUUCUAUUGACCUCUUUACCGCAUCUAUACCAGGCAACCAUUGCGAGUGUACGUAUGAGUUUACCAGUCAAAUUGCCAGGGUUAGAUGUUCCCAAGCAUGUUCUAUUCAUUCUAUUUCUAUGUCACCAACAUCAUCAGCUCUCCAACACCUAGAAGUGAGAACUAUUUUAACAGUAAACAACAAAACCGAGCCAUCACUACUAGCUCACACUCCAGUUGUCCCACUCCACUACACCAUAGACAAGGAUACUAUAGACACCUCCCUUACAACCUGUUACAAUAUCCUCAAUAUUCAAACAAGUAAAGGUGUGAAGCCAUGCUUUGUAGGCCUGUAGGAUAAUAUUAAAGUGCUCCUCUGAUUGCUGUGUCUUUCUUUUUCAGAUGGAUGACGUCUACAGCACUUUGCCAGACCCUGACAAAUAUAUGGGUGUAUUUGAUAUAAUCUUCAGGUGAGCUCUAAUGUUGAAUUUAAAAUGCAGCCAUUUUAAAAAAAUAGCAUUCUUAAGGAUAUUGACAAUUAUACAUUAGUAUUAUUUUUGACUACUGCUCCCACUCUUGCAGUAAUGGAUCUGUCAUUGCAAACUCGACAUUAAUGUUUGGGACUACAUUAAUGAUCAAUGCAAGUUUGGUUAAAGAUCUAUUUUCCACUCAUAUCCGAUCAAAUAAAUCCAAAAACCCUUGACCUGGACCUCGCCUAUACUGAAGGUAAAGAAGAUGGCAACCUUCUCUACUUCUGUUGUGUAGCAACCUGAUUCAUUUGUAUGUUACAAAUAACCUGUAUUGUAAAUAGCUUAAGAAACUGUUAUUAGUAAAAUAAAGCAGGAAUCACAAAUAUGUUCUUUAUCCCUCAGAUCAACUUCCAAUAAAAGCCAUACUACCUCAUGUAGCACGUACCACAGCAACCGUAACUUCCUCACCACCAUCUGCAGCGACGACUACUACAGCUGCCUUAGUUAGUACGGCUAGCCGUUCAGGAAGGGUCGGGGAUGCAACUACAUCUACAGCAAUGACUUCUUCUGGCAUCAUCACCAGUCUUGCAACAGUUAGUAUCACAAGUAGUCAUACCCUUACAACCACCACCACUAGUCCUGACCAUAACAUUACAAUGAGCAACAUAAGCACCCCUAUUCCUGAAGACCAUAACACUACAAUUAGCAACAUAACCACCCCUAUUCCUGAAGACCAUAACAUUACAAUUAGCAACAUAACCACCCCUAUUCCUGAAGACCAUAACAUUAUAAUUAGCAACAUAAACACCCCUAAUCCUGGGGACCAUAACAUAACAAUUAGCAACAUAACCACCCCUAUUCCUGAAGACCAUAACAUUACAAUUAGCAACAUAACCACCCCUGGUCCUGAAGACCACAACAUUACAAUUAGCAACGUAACCACCCCUAAUCCUGAAGACCAUAACAUUACAAUUAGCAACAAAACCACCCCUGGUCCUGAAGACCACAACAUUACAAUUAGCAACGUAACCACCCCUAAUCCUGAAGACCAUAACAUUACAAUUAGCAACAAAACCACCCCUGGUCCUGAAGACCACAACAUUACAAUUAGCAACGUAACCACCCCUAAUCCUGGGGACCAUAACAUAACAAUUAGCAACAAAACCACCCCUGGUCCUGAAGACCACAACAUUACAAUUAGCAACGUAACCACCCAUAAUCCUGGGGACCAUAACAUAACAAUUAGCCAUAUAACCACCCCUAUUCCUGGAGACCAUAACAAUACAAUUAGCAAUACAACCACCCCUAUUACGCCUAAAAAUCCUCCCCAGGCCAGUAGCACGACUGUCUUUCGUAAAACCUCUCUAUCAACAACUACCUCUGGGCCAAUCUAACCCCCAAGUUGCCCCUACUGAGAGAGCAACAAGCACGCAUCAGGCUGCCACGGGACAAACGACCAGUCAUAAGACCACCGAGAAUGCUGCAGCUGUAGUUGCUGGGGGCGGGGAUGGGGUCCCAGGAUGGGGGAUCGCUCUAUUGGUACUGGCUGCCCUGAUCUUGUUAAUCCUCCUUAUUCUCCUAAUACUGCUGGUGAGUACAAACACACACAGACACACGCAUGCACACUGUUUCUCCCUAAAUGCAUUGUAGACCUCAAUUUUCUCAGAAACAGUCACAACCCUGCUAUAACAGUUACAGUAUCAUAUCAUCAUGCUAAGGAGGCCAUUUUAGAAGUACUAUGAUUCUUGUAUUUUCUUGACCUUCAGCUAGUGUGGUUGUGCUGUAGGCAGAGAUACGGAAGCUUCAGCCCAUAUGACCAGAUCAACCACGGGGCAAACAUCCAAAUGUACUCCACACACAGCCGCUUCGACGUGCCCAACGGCAAGCCUAAUGUAAGUCCUAUGUCUUAGUAGAGAGGCCAGAUAGACACACACACAGGCUCAGAUUCUGUAUCCAGCAGGUUGGCUAUGGUUACUAAGACUGGCCGCUCUGCCUCAGUGUUAGAUAAACGUCUCUUUGUGCCCUUCUGGCUUUGACCAGGGAAACCUGAGGCGUGGGAAACACUAGCCUUCCCCUCUAUCCUCUUAGCCUAACUACCCCUGUAGCUUCGAGAGAAGGGUCCCAAGCCAUACUCCUCCCCCCAAGCCACAUAUAUUCAUUGAUGCACCAAGUUGCUUAUCUCCGAAAUCAAACCCCCACAUAAGCAGAUGUUCUUGGUUGACCAGACAACCAAUUAAACGCAAUCAUCUGUGAGCUGUAAAUGUAUAGCUUUAAUCCUGCCUUGGGGUACAUAUGAGGGAUGACACCAGAGUUAUCAUCCAAGGACCUUCCUGUAUAGGGCAUGUUACUCAUCAAUGUCACUUUGAAUGACUGGCCACGCCUUUAUUUGUUUGAAAAAAGGCAGUGUAUAUUGUGGACAUAAAAAACAUAUAUUCUCGAUUGAGCUAUGAAAGGGAUGCUAAGUACAAAUGCCAUGGGAUCUACCAACGACAGAGAGAGAGAGAUCUCUCCCUUAACACCAAACAAAGAGACCAUUGACUGUACUAAUGAGACUAUUCAGGUUUUUUCUAGCGUUGAUAUGUAACGUCAUAGAUAUUUGUUUAGCUUUGGAAAUGUACAGUUUGAGUUAGCUUAUAUUGCUUAUAUUCAAUCUACUGUAUAAGGAUAUUGUUGUGUAUUUGUGUUUAUGCACUUCAUAUAAUUGUGUUACAUUUACAUAGAUAUCUUUUUUAAUUCUGUGUUGCUGCUAGCAGUGCUUUGAGCAUGUUUGUUAUGUUGUUUUGUAAAGGGAACAGUGGAAGACAUUGGAGGACUAUUUGUUCAGAGCCUCCAACUCUCCUUGAUCAAUUUAUUGAGCAUGGUCGUUCCAUACUAGUCUGCCAACAUUUGCUCAGAGACUGACUAUAACAUAAUGAAAAGAGUGCCCCUCUGUCACCUGUCUCUAUGGCAACAGAGCAGCAAACAGACACAUUGUAAUCCACAACCACUCUGUUCUCUUUACAUAACCUUCUCCUCCCAAAGCCCUUUUAAUUUAUUAAUCACCUGGUUUGAUUUAUUGUUGCAGUUAAGCAGAGUGGAUGUCUUUCAGGCUUAGUUAACUAAGGCUUUUAGAACAGAUGAACAUCUGCAAGAUAGGGAAACAUUGCAGUUCUAUACAACAGGUCAAAAACAGAAUGCAAAAUUAAGUUUUGCCUGAUAAAUUAUAUUGUGUGCUGUAUCAUCUUUACAGACAGUUUUACACCUUUGAUGAGCUGAUAUUUUCUCUGAUACAGGACGAAAUGGAUGAACCAUUGAAAAACCAAACAGGGAUGUAUGUGGUGAACAAGUGAGCUAACAACUAAGAGGUUCUGACACACAGGUACAGUAGGUGACACACUCUUUUGUAUGUUUAUGUACUUCAGUGGUACUGUCAAGUAGACAAAAGAGGAAGUGUAUUUUCAUGUUUUCAAUUCCAGGAGACAAUCUCCCCUGAAUGCUUUCUUUCAUUCCAUACAUCAGGGGGAGAUUUGAAUAGGUAGACUACUGAUUAUUGUAGAUAUAGGUGUGUAGAGAUGUGUUAACAUACAUAUUGACCAAAAACAUUGAAGUAACUUUCUAAGAAAACACAUCACUCAUGAAAUGUUGAAGAUACUGUGUAUCUUUCAUUGUUGAAGUAAUUAGCUAUUUUUAUGAAGAAAAAAAAUUAUUCCCUUCCCUACUUCUCUUUCCUCCAGAAGCUCCAGUCAAUUGGGUAAGAAGACCAUCUGAAAUGGCUUUUAGAAGUAAUACGCAUGGGAGCAAUGACAAUUCUGUACAAAUGGUCCAAUUAUCUCUGAAGUAUCUGAAUGAAGAUCAUGGUGUUGGCUCACUGAUUGUAAUUUCAACCUGCAUUUAUUUUGUCCUAAUGUUAUUUUAUUCCUAAUGUUUUUACCAGUGGAGGCUGCUAAUGGGAGGACGGCUCAUAAUAAUGGCUGGAAUGGAGUCAAUGGAAUGG
Molecule: messenger RNA, 5141 nt
Organism: Coregonus sp. 'balchen'
Lineage: Eukaryota; Metazoa; Chordata; Actinopteri; Salmoniformes; Salmonidae
Source: the annotation of a GenBank genome assembly